Chlamydomonas reinhardtii is the source of this 2119-nucleotide messenger RNA. RefSeq lists its product as uncharacterized. Gene Ontology annotation, biological process: ubiquitin-dependent protein catabolic process; protein ubiquitination. NCBI's taxonomy places the organism in Eukaryota, Viridiplantae, Chlorophyta, Chlorophyceae, Chlamydomonadales, Chlamydomonadaceae. Gene Ontology annotation, molecular function: ubiquitin protein ligase activity. The record is from RefSeq and is a predicted model, not a curated record. Bases 49 to 1440 code for a protein of 463 amino acids. The transcript has 7 exons.
AUCACACGGAUGUCGCGCACAAAAGCUACCAAAAAAAGUCUGCAAGAAAUGCUUGCAGAGCGUACCGGCAAACGCAACGACUGGAACAAUGGUCCACCCGCGGGCGCAGCAACACGGAUUGGGCCUGAUGGAUUCCCAGAAUAUGACCCAUCGGCGUUUGAAUCGGACCACGAUGAAGACGGCGACGAUGGCUAUGUUGGCGGUGCCUUCGCGGCGCUUGCCGGUUUGGGUGGAGAACUAAAUAGUGAUGAAGAGUUUGUGGAGGUGGUGUCCAAGAAGAAUAAGAAGAAACUCGUGCCCCCAACGGGGCCAUCCGGCGCUGGCGCGGGGCCAUCCGGCUCCAGGCCUCCGGCUGCACCCGCAGCUCGGGGGCCCAGCGCAGGCGCUGGCCCCAGCUCCAGUCGCGCCGCCGCCCUGCCGGUGCCGCGACCCUCGGCGGCGCUGGUCAUGCCGCGUGCGCCUUACGGCCUCGGGGCCGCGGAGGCUGCGCCCCCGCCGCGGGCGCCGCGGGCCCGCACGCACGACGAUGAGGGGCGGCCGCUGACUGACACCUACUACCAGACCUUUCAAAAGGUGUACCGCAACGCUGGUGGCGAUGUGUGCAUGCGCUUCCACAAGACCGACAUUGUCAUCGCCAAGCCCAGCGGCGAGGUGGUGGUGACUAGCGGCGGCUACAAAACCAAGACCACGUUCCAGUCGGUGUCCGAGGGCCUGGAGCCCAUGGGCAUCAUCCUUAGGAGCAGUCGGGGAGAGGGCUACGGCGAGUGGUGGGUGGAGCUGCCGGACGGGAGCCGCCAGGACUGGCUAGACAACAUGACCAUCCCGGCGGCCAGCGCGGAGGACCGGGGCCGCGGCCAGCGCCUGCUCGCAGCCUAUCAUGGCACCAGCACUGCCGCGGCGCCAGCGACCAGCGCGUCAGGGCGAGCCACCGCGGGGCCCGUUGGGGCACCCUACCGGCCAGGAGCAGCAGCGGCGCCGCCGCCGGCGGCCUACCGGCAAGUCGGCUACGCCCCCACUAGCAGCGCAACUGGAGCGGCCGCGUCCGCGGCGGGGCCAUACGCAGCGGGCCGAACAGGAGCGGCAGGGCCAGGAGCGGCAGGCGGCUACGGCGCCCAGUCCGCAGCCGCCACACGGGACCCGUCGGUGGCAGCGGCUGCGGGCUCGGGCGGCGGCGAUGCGGAGGCGCUGCACGCGCUGAUCAGUUCGGCGCUGCUGCUGCAGGAUGAGGCGUUGAUAGCGGGCAACAACCAGGUGCAGGCGGAGCACCUGCUAGACGACGAGCACUGCUGCAUCGCCUGCAUGGCGGCGCUGAAGACCACUGUGCUCAUCCCCUGCGGCCACAUGGUGCUGUGCGCCGAGUGCGCCGCCGACGUGAUGACACGCACCGGCGUGUGCCCCAUGUGCCGACAGCAGGUGGAGACCACUGUCACCGUGCAGUGAGGGGGGGGGGCGGUAGGGUGUGGGGGGGAGAGGCUGGGGGCCUGCAGGCGCAAGCUAAGGCGGAGAGGAGCAGGCAGCACGAGGCCGACGGGGCGUACAAGGGGGCGGGCCGGGGGACCGGUUUACAGAGAGUCGGUAUGGGGAGGUUGUAGCAGACAUGACAGGUGACAGUAGCAGACGCGCUGUCGUGAUGAUGAGCGGUAGCAAAGGAGGCGCCCUGCGGCACAGCCUGCGGCAGCACUAUUUUGUUCAAGGGGCAAGCACUGGAGGAAAUGAGGACGGUACUGGGGGCUCGCUGAAGCGUUACAUGACUAGCAUUGGGCGGGGCGCCUUGGGAGGCGCGCCGGUGUGUAUGCAUGGGGUUUUCGUGCGGCGAUGCGGACGUUGGCGCUGGGACCGUUUACAAAGUCACAGGCAGGCACGCAUAGAGUACCCAGGCCAGGAGUGUCAAGCGAAAUAAGAGGACUCUAGGCUGGCCUUGCUGACAAGGUCGCAGGCGUCGCAGUAAGGGUGGGGUGGGCUAGCGUGGCGGGAACUACCUUGAAGGCCUGCUGUCAUGUCGGGUCAGCUUAAGGGCCGUGCGGCUCGCUGUGUGCAUUAAGAUGAGAUUACGCGGACAUGGAUGUAUGUUGACUUCUGUUAGAUUGAAGCAGAGCAAGUUAAGCAACCCUUCCACGAA